Triticum urartu is the source of this 2112-nucleotide messenger RNA. The record is from RefSeq and is a predicted model, not a curated record. NCBI's taxonomy places the organism in Eukaryota, Viridiplantae, Streptophyta, Magnoliopsida, Poales, Poaceae.
AUGGGCUCUCGCCGUCCUCCUCCUACCACCCUAGUAUUUGUGCUGCUGCUAUGCCUCUACUAUGCGCCGCGCCGGGCCUUCUCACUCUUCUUCGACCUCAACUUCUCCAACCAAAGAGACGGUUCAUCCAUCGCCGUCGACGGCGAUGCACUCGUCAGCACGUCGUGGCUGGAGCUGACAAAGAACACGCGUGAUGAAAACAUUCAGAGCAGCGUCGGCCGGGCAUGGUACGACCACAAAGUGCCGCUGUGGAGCAGCGCCACCGGCGAGAUGGCUAGCUUCACCACCACCUUCUCCUUCCGAAUCACCCCGGACAAGGACAGCCUGCCGCUGACAGGCGACGGGAUGGCCUUCUUCCUCGGGAGUUUCCCUUCGGUGCGCCCGCCCCGGAGUGCCGGCGGCGGCCUCGGCCUCCUCCCGACCGACACUAAUGGGACAGGGGACGGCCGAAUCGUGGCCGUCGAGUUCGACACUUUCUACAACUCCCAAUAUCGUGACAUCAACGGGAACCAUGUCGGCAUCGACAUCAACUCUGUAAACUCCACGGCGUCCACGAGCACGGCGAGACCGGGCAAGAACCUCACGUCGCUCCAUGUUAUGAAAGCCACCGUCAAGUACCAGAAUGACUCCAAGAUGCUGGCCGUUGGUCUCCUCAUCGAUGAUGCCUUCUACCAGGUCAGUACAACCGUCGAUCUGAGAAAAUACUUACCGGAGGAGGUCUCCGUCGGUUUCUCCGCGGCCACUGGCGAAGUCGUCGAGCUGCACCAGAUACUGUCAUGGUCAUUCAGCUCCACGCUUGAAUCUCCACCUGCCGAACCCCCUCUCCCAAUUCAAACCAGCAGCCGCAACAUCCACAAUAAGUUGGUACCGAUCCUAGCAUCUGUCCUAGUUCCUCUGCUUUUUUUGUUGGUCUGUGCGACCGCAGUGUUGGGAUGGCGGCGACACAAGAAAAGAAGAGCAAAUGAGGACAGCGAAGAAGAGUGUGACGACAGAGCUGACCUCGAGAGAGGUGUGGCUGCCGGAGGCCCCCGACGGUACAUGUACCACGAGCUGGUCACCGCAACGAGUAACUUCGCCGAGGAGGAGAAGCUCGGGCGAGGCGGCUUCGGGAGCGUUUACCGGGGUCACCUCACGCUCACACCCGUAGCUGCUGUCGGUGGUGACCAAGACCGCCGUGCGGUGGCGGUGAAGGUCUUGUCAGCGGAGUCGUCGGCGCAAGGGAGGAAGGAGUUCAAGGCAGAGGUGAGGAUCAUCAGCAGACUGAAGCAUCGCAACCUUGUGCAGCUGCUGGGUUGGUGCGACAGCCGCAAGGGGCUCCUCCUUGUCUACGAGCUCGUCGCGGAGAGCAGCCUCGACAAGCACCUCUACAGCAAGGACGGCACGUAUCUAACAUGGCCACAGAGGUACAACAUCAUCCUCGGUCUGGGGUCGGCGCUGCGCUACCUCCACGGAGAGUGGGAGCAAUGCAUCGUCCACGGCGACAUCAAACCGAGCAACAUCAUGCUCGACUCAUCGCUCAGCACCAAGCUCGGGGACUUCGGGUUGGCCCGGCUCAUUGACCACGGCGCCGGGUCAAUGCAGACCACCAAGGCCGUGCUAGGCACCGUCGGGUACAUCGACCCAGAGUUCGUCAACACGCGCCGCCCUAGCACCAAGUCGGAUGUCUACAGUUUCGGCAUCGUCCUCCUAGAGAUCACCUCUGGCCGACGGCCGGUGAUGGAGACCCCGGAGAGGUCUUUCACACUGCUCAGCUGGGUUUGGGGCCUGUAUGGGAGGAAUGCGAUCCUUGACGCGGCGGACGAGCGGUUGAGGGGUGACGAGGCUGAUGCUCGAUGGAUGGAGCGGGUGCUCGUCGUCGGGCUCUGGUGUGCACACCCAGACCAGGGCGAGCGGCCGUCCAUCGCGCAGGCCAUGCACGUCCUGCAGUCCGACGAGAUGAGGCUGCCGGCGCUGCCGCUGCACAUGUACAGGACUGUGCCGGACCCCGCGUCGUCUGGCCCGUACGGGUCUUUCUCCGUUGACAGCUUGGGUUCCAGUUGCGUUCGCUCUUCUUCGGUCAGCAUCGGCAACAUCACCCAUUUCUCUGAGUCGUCCUCGACUGCGUUGCUAUGA